AUGGUUCAGAACAGUCAAAGAACUAUGGCCUUGUUGGCUACCUUCCUAGUCUUAUUCAACAUUUUAGGGGAAGAAGACAAGAAGGCAAGAAGACAGAAGGCUGCAGGCAAGAAGGCAAGAAGGCAAGAGGACAAGAAGCAAAAACAAGAAGCAAGGAGAGCAGGAAGCCAAGACGGGCAAGAAGACAAGAAGGCCCAAGACGACAAGAGGGCAGAAGGCAGGAAGACAGGAAGGCAAGAGGCAAGAAGACAAGAGUGCAAGAAGACAAGAAAGCAGAAAACAAGAAGGCAGGAAGCAAGAAGGCAAGAGGAGAACAAGAGCCAAGAAGGCAAAGGAGGAGGAAGCAAGAAGACAAGAAACAAGAAGGCAGGAAGACAGGAAGGGGCAAUAAGACAAGAAGGCAUAAGAAACAAGAAGUCAGGAAAAACAAGAAGGCAGGAAGACAAAAAGCUUAAAAAGGCAAGAAGACAGAAGACAGAAGGUAUAAUGGCAAGAAGCAAGAAGAACAAGAAGGCAGUAGUUUUGCUGCCUAUAUCUUGUGUAGUGGAAGGGUGA
Messenger RNA from Mercenaria mercenaria, 555 nucleotides. RefSeq lists its product as uncharacterized. The coding region runs from base 1 to 555 and encodes 184 amino acids. The transcript has 3 exons. Lineage: Eukaryota; Metazoa; Mollusca; Bivalvia; Venerida; Veneridae. The record is from RefSeq and is a predicted model, not a curated record.